This is a messenger RNA of Condylostylus longicornis, 1067 nucleotides long. RefSeq lists its product as uncharacterized. The coding region runs from base 195 to 1067 and encodes 290 amino acids. The transcript has 8 exons. The record is from RefSeq and is a predicted model, not a curated record. Lineage: Eukaryota; Metazoa; Arthropoda; Insecta; Diptera; Dolichopodidae.
GAUUAAGUUAUGCUGCUAUAUUUCAAAUUGGAUUAAGAAGAAUUAUGAAAUAAUAUAGGGACAAGAGAUUGAAUUGAUGAAAGUGGCCGUCAACAUUAUGGAUUUUAUCAUGAAAAAAUUGUUACGCCAAAAUGCUAUGUACAUGUGAGAAUUAUAUGACAUUUUGCAAUAAGUGAACAAACUUCGAAUUAAGUAUGUUGUUUCAAAAAUUCUUCAAAUUUGCUUUGAUUUUCACAAUGUGCAUGACAAACUUAGUUUUUGGAUCAUCACCAUUUGUAUCAUCGUCUUCUCAAACGAUACCAUCAUCAUCAUCUACAAAAACAUUAUCAAUUAACAAAUCAGUAAAAAAACGUGGAAUCGCUUUAUACGGUGAUGAAUAUUCUGUAUUGCCAAUUGAUGGAAUAAAAUUUUCACCUGGUUACCCUUUGGCACCAUGGGCAAAUCCAUCUGUUCAUGUGGCACCCUCUCCCGCACAAGUAGCUGGAGCUAUAUCUCAGGCAAAGCAAGCAUCCGCAAACGUUUUAAUAGCACAACAGCAAGUACAAGCUGCCAAAGAAAAUGUAUUAAAUCAACAACGAAUUGCAAUGGAAAAAGAAGCUACAGCUUCCCUUUUAACACAAAAGAGUGAAGCAGCUGCUGCUAUUCAACGAUCGGAAGCUGCUGCUGCAGCCCAAGCUGUUGUAUUGGCGCAACAGAGACUUGCAGCCGCAAAAGCGAAUGUUGCUCAUCAACAAAAAAUUGCAGCUCUUAAAGAAGCAAAUGCUGCCCAAGCCUUGCAAAAUUCGGCACGUGCAGCUGCAGCUGAAAUACAACGUACUGAACAUGAAGCAUCAAAAUAUGCAAAUAUACAUCGUACUGGUGCUGCUGCAUCAUUUCAUCAUUUAACAGCAACAAAAGAUGCUGCUGUUGCACCACUUACAUCUGGUUCUAAUCAUAUACCAAAUUUAAGUGUAUUAAAUUUUGAAAAUGGUGGCGGCAUGAAUUCUGUACCAUCUGUUUGGGUUCCAAAUAGUAUUGCAAGUAUUUCAUCUAUUGAAGCUGGUAAAUCAGCACAUGUACCAUGGUAA